Nannochloropsis gaditana CCMP526 is the source of this 1122-nucleotide messenger RNA. RefSeq names its product gpn-loop gtpase 2-like protein. Gene Ontology annotation, molecular function: ATP hydrolysis activity; GTPase activity. The coding region runs from base 1 to 1122 and encodes 373 amino acids. Gene Ontology annotation, cellular component: cytoplasm. The transcript is spliced from 4 exons. The record is from RefSeq and is a predicted model, not a curated record.
AUGAAGAGAAGUCUCAUCCAUGGACCACGGUUUGGACAAGCUGUCAUCGGCCCUCCCGGUGCUGGGAAGACAACGUAUUGCCACGGCAUAGCCCGUUUCCUGAGUGCGCGGGGUCGACCUGUGGCGGUCGUCAACUUGGACCCUGCCAACGAUAAACUUCCUUUUCCUGUCGACAUAGACGUCUCAGAACUCGUGAAUUUGGCGGAUGUCAUGGAGACACAUAACCUGGGACCCAACGGCGGCCUCGUGUACUGCAUGGAUUAUUUGGAGCAAAACUUUGACUGGCUGCUUGAACGACUGGAAGCUUUGCAAGGACGGCGCUACGUCCUCUUCGAUUUCCCCGGACAGAUCGAGCUCUACACGCAUGGCGAGGCGGUUCAACGUCUGUUGCAACGUCUGGAGAAGUGGGGCUGUCGGUUGACCGCCGUGCAUCUGGUAGACGCCCACCACUGCAGCGAUGCCGGCAAGUUCAUUUCGGCCGUGCUCAUUUCGUUGACAACCAUGGUGCGGCUGGAACUCCCCCAUGUCAACGUUUUGAGUAAGGUAGAUUUGGUCGAAUCCUAUGGGCGCUUGGCUUUUGACUUGAACUUCUACACAGAUGUGGUUGAUGUGCAACGUCUUUUGCCCUAUGUGGGGACACGAUCCACCUACAAAGACCCAGGGCGGGAAGGGGAGGAGGGCGGAGGCAGGGAGGACGAAAACGGAUGGGAAGAGGAAGUUAGGGAAGGCUCUAUCGAGGAUGGGGGUGAGGGAAAAAGAGACGGACGGGAAGCAGGAACGUCGGGGGGGGGGAGGUUCGCCAGACGGUAUCGCAAGCUAAACGAGGCGUUAUGUGAGCUAAUAGAGGACUUUUCAUUGGUCGCAUUCCAUCCCUUGAAUAUUCAAGAUGCCGAUUGUAUCGAAAGAGUGCUGGCGGUAGUGGAUAAGUGCAAUGGAUACCUUUUAGGGGCAGAAGAAAGAGCACUGGUGGGAAGGGAGGGAGAAGCAGCUUUGUUGUCAACACUGUCGGGCUUGGCAUUCAGAGCACAACCUGACGCGGAUCGUGUAAAGGAUGUGCAAGAUAGAUACAUGGAUAUCGAAGACAGGGACGAAAAUUCCCUGUCAAAAAACAAAGCGAGAUAA